This is a messenger RNA of Closterium sp. NIES-65, 1890 nucleotides long. The record is from the annotation of a GenBank genome assembly. NCBI's taxonomy places the organism in Eukaryota, Viridiplantae, Streptophyta, Zygnematophyceae, Desmidiales, Closteriaceae.
AUGGACGGAUCGACACACUCAUCGAGGGCAGGGACGGUGCUUCCGAUUGCAGAGAGCAGUCAAAUGAAGACAACGGUGUUUCUAUCGGACAAUUCAUCCGCGGAGGUGGGGUACGAUGGGUCCACCACCGCUGCGGAGCUCUUGGAGGUCCAUGACUACAUCAGCAUUCACGACUCCGCUUAUAUACGGGACACGGUGGCCGAGCUGAUGGGAUUCCGGGAGACAGGCGAGCGGGCCGUGCAGAGGCGACUCGUGUGCCGCAAGCGAUAUUUCCUGGAGAACGAGGAGGCGAUAGCAGACCCCAUGUUCAUCCGACUGUGCUACCACCAAGCGCAGCAGGAUUAUCUGGAGGUCAACUUCCCCACGCCCAAGGAUUUGGCGGCGCAUCUCGCAGCGCUCCAGGUCGUUGUGGACUUCGGCUCACUGCCUGCGCAUCAAGUGGAGGACUGGCAAGCGCAGGUGCGGCAGAGGAUCCCGCUGCAGUUCCGGGCCACAAUGGAGAAGCACGAUUGGGCCAAGGACGUGCUCAAACGCCACAAGCCGUUGGCAAAGCUAACAGCUGAACAGGCGAUGCAGCAGGCGCUGAAGUGGUUCCGAGCCCUCCCGUAUGGCGGGUCAGUUUUCUUCAACGUGGGGCGCAUUCAUGACCCCACCAAUUCACUGCCGGAGCGAGUGCUCAUGGGCAUCAACGAGCGCGGGCUGAAGGUGUUGGAGCUGCGUUCAUCAGCAGAGCGGGAUGGGCUAGCAGCUAGCCUGGCGAUCGCGGAGCAGCGCUUGGGGGUGAGCCGGGCAACAGAGGCCCAGCUGAGGAAGGAGGUGAAGGGGAAGGGGAAGGAGGCGCAGCCAGAGCACCGGGAGGGUGUCUGCAACGAGCUGGAGGAGCUGAGAACGAGGAACGAGGUGAGAGGGAGAGAGAGGCGAAAGCAUCCGGAGGAGAUGCAACAGGCGGAGAUGAUUUCUCGUCGCGCACGUGUGUUGCAGGAGUUGGAGCGGAGCUUGGUGAAGCAUGAGGAGGAGGUAAAUCAGCUGAAGGAGGCGUACGACAAGGAGGUUGUGGAGUGCAAGAAGGCCUGGAACAAGCUGGAGGAAUCGAAGGGCAAGAUUCGGGUGAUGGCGCGGUGGCGGCCGCUGAGUGGCAAGGAGCGGGACGAGCGGCAGCGCAUGGUGUUGGGGAUGACGGACGAGUUCACGCUGCAGCUCCCCUCCAAGGACGGUGGAGAGCCCAAGCAUUUUCAGUUUGACCGGGUGUUCGACCACAACGCCAGUCAAACGACCGUGUUUGAAGACAUACGGUACCUGAUUCAGUCGGCCAUUGACGGGUUCAACGUGUGCAUAUUCGCGUACGGGCAGACGGGCAGCGGCAAGACGCACACCAUCCAUGGCACGGACGAGGACCUCGGGCUCACACCGCGUGCCAUGCAGGAGAUUCAGAGUUCAGUAAUCAAGUCAGCAGACACGGCAGGCAGUGGAGAGACGCGGUUGAAUGAAGUGAUGGAGGAGGCAGUGAGGCGGCACCCACGAGUGGCGCUGCUGUGGAGUGACAAGGGCCGCGCGCACAAGGAGUUGGGCCAGGCGGACCUUGCAGCGGAUGCACUGCACAAAGCACUAGCGCUGGAAGAGUCACCAGAGGCAUAUCUACGGGUGGGCCUUCAGUUGCAGAGCAUUGGGGACCACAGAGACGCCAUCAAGUACGCCCACACGGCGCUGAAGCUCAAGCUGAUGGACAUUGAGUUCAACUACCAAGAAGCUUCCUCGCUGCAUGCAGUUGGGGACUACAAUGCUGCAGUAAGACGUGCCAUGUAUUUUUCAUUCUUUGCAUGGGUUCAAAUUGCUGUAGCAUGGCGUGGGGUUAGUCAUAACUGCCAGUCAUUGUCAUCUUAUGGGUACUGA